Molecule: messenger RNA, 4822 nt
Organism: Penaeus indicus
Lineage: Eukaryota; Metazoa; Arthropoda; Malacostraca; Decapoda; Penaeidae
Gene: aPKC
Product: atypical protein kinase C-like
Exons: 13
Coding region: 655-2289 (544 amino acids)
Biological process (GO): protein phosphorylation; establishment or maintenance of cell polarity
Cellular component (GO): nucleus; cytoplasm
Molecular function (GO): protein binding; protein serine/threonine kinase activity; ATP binding
Source: RefSeq, a predicted model, not a curated record
AGUGCCUGUGCCCAUCGGCGUGGCGUGCCCGAGACAGUGUAUUAGAGGCAGUGCCAUCCCUCGGUGUGUUUUAGUGCCACUUGGAGCCGUAUUGGUCACCCGGACUUGCGGCGCAGAGCAGGAGGGGCGGGACCUCGGUGCAGGAUGUGAGAGGAAACGUGUCCGGAACGUACAUGAGUGCCUGGGCGUAUGUGCACCGCCUUGGGCUAUAGGAAUACGUGGCAGACACUCGGGAAACGAUGCAGUGUAUGGAGUAGGGACUCCGAGCGUUUGGCGGAGUGGCAGGGCAGAGCGACUGGCGUUGGCCAUGCCCGGCGCCUGCCCCAAGGACCGCAGGAUAGAGUGACGGAUGGCCAUUGGAUAAUCAGGCCGCGUUUCGCAAGCGCCGCUGCCACCAGGCCGCUGUCUCCUGCUCAGCGCGAUGAUCUGCAGUUCGUUCGGGAUAAGGAGGUCCGGCUGAUGCAUGCCCCCGGGUGCCCGCACGUGCACGGAAGGCGAGGCAGCGGGCUCGGCUAGACCGUGGCAGCCCCGCCCGGAAGGAGGAGUGAGUCACCCUGCGCCCAUAGCAAGGGGCGGCCCUGCGCUUGGACUGUGGGUACGAACUGGCGGCCGCGUGCCCGUUGGGUGCGGAGUGCCAGUGCCACGAGGGCGAGCAUGGCGGGCGUGAGCGGAGGGGCUGCGGCCUGGUGCAAUUCGAGGAACCAUCGGGCGCAGCCGCAGCCGCAGGCGGCGGGCAAGGCCGUGGUGAGCCUGGCGAGGCUGCGACUCUCCCAACUGUGGACAUUGUUCCCCAACGUGCCGGAGCCCGGGAUGCCGUGCCAGGGCGAGGACCGGAGCAUAUACAGGAGAGGAGCGAGAAGAUGGAGGAAGCUGUACAAAGUCAACGGCCAUAUCUUCCAGGCCAAACGAUUCAACAGAAGAGCGUUCUGCGAAUUCUGCAAAGAUCGCAUUUGGGGCUUGGGUCGGCAGGGCUUCAAGUGCACCCAGUGUAAACUGCUGGUACACAAGAAAUGUCACAAGCUCCAAAAAGUCCAGUGCAAUGCCGACCUGGACACGUCAACAGACACCCUGGCGUCCCACGACUCGUCCACCCUGCCCAGGGGGGGAACCAACGGGAGGAUGGCGGUAGACUACACUGCAGACGUCUCAGACCCUGGGAUAACAGAGGAAACCCCUGUGGAGAUGCCAACCAUUACAGGUCCAAGCAGCGAGCCCAUGACUCCCACGGGCUCAGCGGGCCAGUACUGCUUGGAUGACUUUGAGUUGAUUCGUGUCAUUGGCCGUGGGUCGUACGCAAAGGUGCUGAUGGUGGAGCUGAAGAGAACUAAACGCAUCUAUGCCAUGAAGGUCAUUAAGAAGACGCUAGUCACAGAUGAUGAGGACAUAGAUUGGGUUCAGACAGAGAAACAUGUGUUUGAGACAGCUUCCAAUCACCCCUUCUUGGUUGGACUACAUUCGUGCUUCCAAACUCCGUCCCGCCUCUUCUUUGUGAUCGAGUUUGUUCGUGGAGGUGACUUAAUGUUCCACAUGCAGAGGCAGCGACGUUUGCCCGAAGAACAUGCCAGGUUCUAUGCCGCGGAAAUUUGCUUAGCGCUGAAUUUCCUUCAUGAAAAAGGUAUUAUAUACCGUGAUCUUAAGCUGGAUAAUGUAUUACUGGACCAUGAGGGACAUAUUAAGCUGACAGAUUAUGGCAUGUGUAAAGAAGGAAUUCGACCAGGAGACACAACAUCUACUUUCUGUGGAACACCAAACUACAUUGCACCCGAGAUUUUACAAGGAGUUGAAUAUAGCUUCAGUGUUGACUGGUGGGCAUUAGGAGUCCUCUUGUAUGAGAUGCUGGCCGGCAAGAGUCCCUUUGACAUUGUGGGAGCUUCUGAUAAUCCAGAUUGCAACACUGAAGACUUCUUGUUCCAAGUGAUCUUGGAGAGACCCAUCCGUAUUCCUCGGUCGCUCUCCGUGAAGGCUGCUUCGAUCCUCAGAGGCUUCCUCAACAAGAACCCAGUCGACCGUUUAGGAUGUCACCCUGAGACCGGCUUCACUGACAUCGUCACUCAUCCAUUCUUCAAGACCAUAGAUUGGGAAAUGUUGGAGCAGCGGCAGGUACCCCCGCCCUAUCGCCCCAGGCUAGACUCAGACCGUGACUUGGCUAACUUCCCGCCAGAGUUCACAGAUGAGCCUAUCCAGCUAACGCCAGAUGAUGCGCGUGCCAUCGAGAACAUCGACCAGAGCGAGUUCGAGGGCUUCGAGUACGUGAACCCGCUGCUGAUGAGCAUGGAGGACUGCGUGUAAGAGGCCCGGGGCAAUCCAGGGCCCCCGCCCCCGCGCCCUCUUCCAGAGCGGCGGAGGCGACGCAGGCUUUCGCGGGCGCGGGGAGGGGCGAGGGCCUCGUCGCUCAGCGCCUUGAGGCCGCGGCAGGCUUCCUUCCUCUCUUCUUGUCUUGGCGAAGCCCUCCUCCGGCGGGCGGUCGGCUGCCCCUCGCUCGCUGGGCCGGCGGAACCUGGCGCGGCUGGCGGCCCGAGCUGCCUGCCCCUGCGCUCGACUGGCUGGCAGCGGUCCUCGCCGACGGAGACGCACCUUGAAGCGAUCAGCUACCUCACGUCCAUCAGAACCAGGAUGAUCAGCUCCGUUGAUGUAAUAUUUCUGUGAAUAAAACUAACUCGGCCGCUCCAGCUGCGACGGAGGCCCUUCAGCCUCUGUGUGCGGCGACUGCGCAGCUACUUGCAGUGCAGCUUCGUUGUGGAGGCUGCUGAGUGCAGGCGUGGCCGGCGGCAGCAAAUCCUUUCACGGUGCAGCUAGUGCUCGCCGCCCAUGCUGUUUAUAUAUGACUGAAUAGGUUUUUGAAACUGACGUAACAUGUGCCAAGUCAUGCAAGUCUUGACUUGUAUUGGGGAGCAGCUGUGCCUCUGCGAAUCGUAGAGUGAGCGCCAGGCCUCUCGGGCUCCGAGCGCGGGCGUGGGUGGGGCGCUCGGGUUGGAGCUGCCGUGAGAACCAACGCCGCCCGCCGCCUGUUUGCGACGCCAGCGCUCGGUCGGGCGUCGGCUCUCGCGUUCAGUACAAGGUGCGGAUGCCCAAGGGGCGGGGAAGAGACAAAGGAAAGGGGAAAGGGUAUGGGCGGCCCGCAGGGGCGUGUGAGCAUGCAGGCAAGGACCGAAGGCGCUGGUCCGCUCGGUCUCAGCAGCACGGGGUCACGGGGUCUACCUCCGCCCCGGGGCAGCAACGGAGUGCUUUCAGGUAGUGUGCACGCCGCCCGCUCGUCCGUCGCCGCCACGGGGAUUGUAACAGCAAGAAAGCACGAGGCCCCUCGAGGGCGCUUGUCAAAUUGAAUGGCUGAGGCGCCCCUCCCCUCCCCCAGCAUUCCCCUUUACCCCCCUCCCCCCUGGCCUGAACCAUACCAUGCUCUAAGGUUUCACCAUCUGCUCUCACUACCUUCUCCUCUGGCCUUUCUCCUCCUCCCACUUAUGCUCUUGCUUCCCCCCCCCCCCCCCCUCUGUAGCACUCCCCUCCCCGUCGCGAAGACAGCUCCCACGGGGACUGCGGGAAAUGUGUGCGUAAGACGCUUGUCUCCCGUGAUAAGCGAAGCCCCGUGCGUGAGGCGACCCGGCGCCUCCCUGCGGGUCUCGGAUCUGCAUACCGCAUGCUCUUGCCCCGUAGGUUCCAUGUCCCGGCGUCCAAUCUCGUUCUAAUGCAGCCAAGGCAGUCCACGGGACGCGCGGCGGCGUGAGGAAGGGCACGGUUUCAUGGCCGGUGUUAGCGUGUCGACUGCGGGAAGCAGAUCUGAUUAUCCCAUCUGAGGAGACUGCGGUCGAGUUACUUCUCCGCCUCGAUAAUCACAACUCGCAUACACUCCUUGGCUUCCUUCCCUCCCUCCCCCUCUCUCCUUCCAUCCCUUCCCUUCGUUACCCUCCCCUUUCCCCUACCCCCUUCCCCCUAACCCCCCUUCCCUCCCUCUUUCUUCCUUUUGUGCGUAUAUGUGCGCGCGUGCGUAUCAGUGCAUGUACUGUAUAUGCAUGCGCGCGCGCACACCGGAGACUCGAUCUUCGCCGCAGCCUUCCUCGAGCAGCCUUUCCUCCGUGGGCGUUCCUCUGUUUCGGGCGGCGUGCGAGCUCUCGGGAGUGCAAUUCGUUGGCGUAAGUUAGCGCACAUGCUUGUCGGAGGCCGCGCGGACCGCCCGCGGGACUGCGAGGUAACCCGAGCCCGCCGUCCAGACCGAAGACGAUCAUGACGCCCUCGGACGCUACCGGGACGGCAGAUCCGCCCGGGAAGAGUACGCUUUUUUCUCUUGCAUUUUAUUUGGUUUGCAGCUUUUAGAACUCAUGAAGAUAUAAAACAAAAUGUGGGGGUCGGAAUCGAAAGGCGAAGGAAGCGAGGCGUAGGAUUCACGCGCAUGCACGCAGGACCGGCCUCGGGGACGCCUGCAUUCUCUCCCUCUCUCCUCUCCUGCCUCCCGCCUGUCACCUGCUUCAUCCGCACUCCCUCGCUCCCCCCCCCCCCCCCCCCCCCGCCCUGCCACCUCACUCCCGCGCCGUUUUUUCUUUCUUUUUUCCUUUUCUUUUCUUUUCUUAUCUCCCUUUUUGUAAACGCGCUCACCCCGUCUUCUUUCCGGCCGUCCGCUUUUUUCCUUCCCACGUGGCCGGGAUCCAGGCGCCGGUCGGCCACGCAGCCCUGCCUCUCCUGCAACGCGCGUGAAUGCACGGCGCUGCACGAGGCGCCCUGCCGUGCAUUCAUGCCCCGGAGAGCGAGGAAGCGAAGCUCGCGCUGUAUUGGCAGUUAAAGAUAAAAACAUGCAUGAAAACUCGUAAAUUGUGUGCGUGAGUGUCUGUCU